AUGGCGCCCUUUGCCACCAUUACCACAACACUCAACGCACCCGAGGAUGUUCGAUUGAGUGACGAGUUGACGCCAACCACGCCGAAGCCUCGCCCCGUGGAGCAGACGCCGCAGCUAUUCUCGCCUCAAGUGUCAUCGCCGAAGACACCCACGAGACAUGACUUUGGUGUUAUCGUUGGUCAACAGCCACUUCCAGAUGGUCCGUUGACUCCGGCAGCGCCGCAGGAUGCACUGAAGGAGCCAGAGUCGUUGAAACGGGAUGCAUCGCAUAGAACGACCAAGUCCGCCGAGGGAGAAGAUGUUGAAAUGGGUGAAGGAGACGAGGAAGGCGAUGAGGAUGACUCGGACAAUGAUAGCACUACGAGCGAGUCACGGCCAUCAAAGAAGAAGAAAGGACAACGAUUCUUCUGUACAGAGUUCCCUCCCUGUCAGCUGAGCUUUACACGAAGCGAGCAUCUGGCACGACACAUUCGCAAGCACACUGGAGAACGACCUUUCCAAUGCCAUUGCUCACGCAGGUUCUCACGACUCGAUAACCUCAGACAACAUGCGCAGACUGUACAUGUGAACGAAGAGAUCCCAGGUGACUCGCUUGCGGCAACCAGCACAAGAUUUCAACGCCAGAUCAGGACCGACAGAGUACGGCCCCCCAAUAAUCGGUCGCGAGCAUCGACUAAUGGUAGUCAGGGCGGCCAUAGUCGAGGUCACAGUCGUAACUUGUCGGCGUCAAGUGUUGGUUCCACGACCUCUAGCAUGUUCAUGCCAGAGGAGACAAGGCGAAGACCACAACCUCUGGCUAUGGCAAACGAUCCGUCCGCAAGAGCUCGUCCUACCUUGGACACAUACGGCGCGCUUGCUAGUAGUCCUGGCCAACAGUAUGCUUACUACAACAAAUCGCCAAGUGGUUAUAGUACACCAACGUCCAUGACUUUUUCCAACGGUCCAGGCAGUCCACACUUUGGUUCGCCGCCUUCCUCGAUCUCACGAUCGAGCUUUUAUAACGGUGCACGACACGGUCCUUCCCAGCGCAGGCUGUCAGUACCGGGUGGCGCUCCACUGUAUCAGAACAUGAGCGGCGUGUCGUAUCCUGCAUACUUCAGUCCCAUCCCGUCAGGAACUGCUUCGACGUUCUCGCAAAGUGGCAGCAUGUUUGGAAGCCCUACGAGCUCGAUCUUUUCGCAUAGCAGGCGCGACUCUGAGACCGAGCUUGAGUACCGAAGAAGGACGUGGCACCCGGGAACUUACUCGAGCUACGCUCAGCGCCCAGCCACAAGCGGUCUGUCAUAUCACCAGACGCCUGACGAUCAAGCACCUGCAGCAUCGAGUCAACCUGCGGCAAGCCAAGUGACACGACUACCGGGCAUCGAGAGCUUCGACCACGUACCACUCACCGCUGCUCGCCAACAGUCUAGCCCGACGAUGGUUGAUGUCAGACCGAGCAGUUCGCACAGAGCCUCCGACGCUGGCCUGCACCAGAAUCUGACUCGACUGGAUAUUACGACCGCUAACGCACCAGUCGAUGGUCAGUGGCAGGCCGCGCAGCAGAUGCAGACGCAGCCAGGAUACUUUCCACAACAGCCUCCACCUCAAGGCACUGUUGCUCCGCAAUUUAUCCACCACCAGCAUUCGUCGUCCAUGCCUGAGCCGCUAACGCCACGCCGAGCCAAGCGGCACGGCUGGUACGGCGGACCAGUGCAAGCACAACAACAAGUGGUGCACAUGACCCACCGCCCGUCGCCAGAGGACUCCGGCAGCAGUGACGGCGUACCAACGCCUUCCACCUCGCAGGGCACUGAGUACCAUCCCGUAAUCAUAGGCCCCAAUGGCGUGCCUGAGCCGUACGUUCAAGGCGGCAUGGUGGUGACAGACGAGCGAAAGUCAUAUGCCCAACAGCCUCCUCCUCCUCAGCCACCUCAUACCUACGCCUUGCAGGCUGGUCACGACCCGCGAUACGUCGCCAAUUACGGCCAAGCGCAAAACAACGAUAUGGGACGUCUUGAGGCGCUUGUCGCUGUCGCCACUAGUGAGGGAGCGGCGGUCGAGCAUCGCUGA
Messenger RNA from Recurvomyces mirabilis, 2052 nucleotides. RefSeq names its product Up in starvation (gene USV1). The transcript has 2 exons. NCBI's taxonomy places the organism in Eukaryota, Fungi, Ascomycota, Dothideomycetes, Mycosphaerellales, Teratosphaeriaceae. The record is from RefSeq and is a predicted model, not a curated record. Gene Ontology annotation, biological process: regulation of transcription by RNA polymerase II. Gene Ontology annotation, cellular component: chromatin. The coding region runs from base 1 to 2052 and encodes 683 amino acids. Gene Ontology annotation, molecular function: RNA polymerase II cis-regulatory region sequence-specific DNA binding; DNA-binding transcription factor activity, RNA polymerase II-specific.